AUGGCAAACAUCGAGGACGAACCCGCCGAACCUCUUUUCCGCCCUUCGAAACGCCGGAAAGUGUUCCGCAAACGUCUACACGACGACGAUACCGCAAUCGCUCAAGCUCCGCCUACCUCGACCGCUAGUGUAAUAACUGCAGAAGAGCGUGUUGUACCUGCAACAACGAAGAUUGCAGAGACAAAUGAGCAGGGUCCUGCGCGGGCGCCAGAAGCCGAUCUCUCUGUCGCCGAGAUCCUACGGCGGCGCAAACUGGGCAAAGCGCGAAGAGGAGGAAUCGAGUUCUCCAAUGCAGCGCAAGCGCAGCGCAGCAUGUCAGAGACCCCUCAAUCGUCAAACGCGCUCGUGGUAGUGGAUCAAGAACGCUCUGUGCUGGACGUUGCCGCUGGUCGCUUUGCGCCGCAAACUGGGCAGAGAGCGGAUGUCCUCGAUAAGCACAUGAUGGCUUAUGUAGACUCCAAGAUGACUGCACUACGUGAGGGAGCAUCCGCUUCUCAAUCAUCGAGUCAAACCGCGAACUUGACCGAUACCAUUCGCCUCCCCAGCGGCGCGCCUGGACAGAAGCAGGCAGCGAGCCUUGGCAAGCUCCACGAGAUCGACCUGGGCUCGGAUGCUACAAUGCGGAAUAUAGCGCGGACGGAGGCCGCUUUCAGGAAGCUGGAAACUGGUGAUUUGGUUGAGGUUGAGGACAUCGAUACGAGCAAAAAGAUCAGAUUGGGUAGAGACGGGAAACCUUGGAGGGGUAGGAAGCGGAGGAACAGCGAGGACAUCAAGCGGGAUCAGCUGGUUGAGGAGGUUCUCAAAGAGAGCAGAUUGGAUCUGUACGACGAACCUGAAGCUUCGGUGUCGAACGGGGAUAAUCAAGCUGCAGAUGAUCUUAUCGCAGAGCGAUUCCGGCAGGAGUUCAUGGAACAGAUCCGGAAUAAUAAUGUCAGACGCACGCAACCCAAGCCUCCCACCGCUGGCAAGGGGGAGGUCCAGGCUAGAGGUCCAAAGCUUGGUGGAAGCAGAAGUGCAAGAGCUGCAAUGAGGGCACUGGAGGAGAAGGCGGCAAAAAAGAAGUGA
Molecule: messenger RNA, 1065 nt
Organism: Coniosporium apollinis CBS 100218
Lineage: Eukaryota; Fungi; Ascomycota; Dothideomycetes
Exons: 3
Coding region: 1-1065 (354 amino acids)
Biological process (GO): mRNA splicing, via spliceosome
Cellular component (GO): spliceosomal complex
Source: RefSeq, a predicted model, not a curated record